This is a messenger RNA of Rodentolepis nana, 2019 nucleotides long. The record is from the annotation of a GenBank genome assembly. NCBI's taxonomy places the organism in Eukaryota, Metazoa, Platyhelminthes, Cestoda, Cyclophyllidea, Hymenolepididae.
AUGUCGAUCCCAGACCGAAGAGCCGAAUUAGAGAGAAAGAAAGCGAAAUUAACCGCUUUACGUGAAGAACGGCUUAGAAAAGAGGAAAUCCAACUUAAAAGUUCCGUGCAAUCUGUUGGUUUUCCUCGUACUGAAUGUACAUACGUUGAUGGAAUUUUAAGAGAAAUUGGAGUUAUCGAUAAUAUUGGAGUAAAUGGGAAAAGUAAUGAUGAAAAUAUUAUAAAAUCGGUUAGUACAGUUACCCUUGACUCAAAUCCCGAUACAGUUAAAAAACGUUCUCCAAAGCUAUCUCUGACAGGCAUCAUACAAUGUAGCAUUGAUUCAAAGGAAGUUAUAACUCCAACAAUUGAACGUUGGAACGAUGACGCCUCUCGGUCCUUUGCUGGAUUGCAAAGCUAUGAAUGGGAUGACGAAAUUGGAGUCAAUCCGUACGCCGAACUGGACGCCCACCUUCCUGAUGUUUCAAAAAUUAUCGCGGGACUUGAUCUCUCAAAAUCUGUCAGAUUUAAUCGCCCUGAUCCCGCCAUUAAAAAUGCUCAAAUUCGCGAGUUUACAGAGGAGGAGAAACAGACAAUAAUGGAGGGUGAAAGUUUUCAAAAUUUCUUCUUUCGAACUGCUCGAAUUGUUCAAAGGGCGCUAGAUGAACCGCACGAUAUAUUUUUCGAUUAUAGUGGCGCAGAGCGUGAAAAUGAUGCGGAGGGCAAACGGCAACAAGUGAAGUAUAUCGGCGAUUUCUUCGACAAGUUCUACUUGCCCAACGGUGGUCGAUGCUCAAUUGUGGCAUUAGACUGGUCCUCCAUAUACCCCGAGCUUCUUUUGGCGGCUUAUCAAAGUCGAGAAGGCAGCGUGGGAUUAGCAGCAUCGGGCAAUGCUAACGUAUCGGUUGAGAGCUCUUGUUGUUGUCUGUGGAAUUUGAAACAUCGUCAAAGUGCUCCGGAGUACACUUUCAUUUAUCAGGUGGAUAUUACUGCCGCUAUUCUGACCGAAUUCCAUCCUUCAACAGUGAUUGGCGGAACCAAAGGCGGACAGAUUCUUCUUUGGGAUACUAGAUCAAAUCGUCGAACACCAGUUCAGAAGACGCAUCUCGCAGGCAGUGGGGCCGCUCACGUGGAAGCAAUCUGUGGCCUCGGCGUUACGGGAAGUCGUUCAGCCAAUCAACUGGUCAGUGUCUCGUCAGAAGGUCGUAUGUGUUCCUGGUCGUUGGAUAUGCUUGGUGCUCCUGUUGAGACUAUCGAUCUGGGUCCUCCUGUUACAACUGGGACUGGUAGCAUGACAUCCGGUGGUGGGAUUAAGAGAUCUACGAAUCCGAUUACCCCCACCUGUUUGGCUUUUCUACCUGGAGUAGAUUCUAGUCGAUUCCUUAUUGGAUCGCAGGAUGGAACUGUGUAUGCAGGUUCAAGGAAUGUGAAGAACGCGGGCUUGAUAGACUCCUUCGAGGGUCACAAGGCACCAGUGACAGGUGUAGCUGUACUAGCCAACGCAGAGACGGCUGGUUUAAGCUCUACUCUAGACGACGGUUCAUUGGCUAUUGUCGGAGAGUACCCCCUCUUUGUUUCCACUGGUAUGGAUUGCAGUGUACGUCUUUGGAGUGCCCGUGACUCCCCGGCCUAUCCUCUGCUCGCUUUUGAGGAUAGAAAUGAUUACUUUGUCGGCUGUGACGCCUCCCCUAUUCACCCGGCCCUCUUUGCAACAACAGACCUUUCUGGAUGCCUCGAUCUAUGGUCACUCAACAACGAUCACGAGGUGACGAUUGUAUUGCGGUGUGUUGUGCCUACAGCUUCAAUUCAAAUUGAGGGAGAUGCUCUUCUGAAUCGGUGUCGAUUUCACAAGAAGGGUCAUCACUUAGCAGUCGGUGGGGAUGAUGGAAGAAUACGGCUCUUUGAGCUUAAUGAGAAUUUUGCCACUCCGAAGGCGGAUGAGUGGGUUGAGUUGAAACGACUGGCGAAGAAGUUGGCUACCAACGCAAAAGAGGAAUUUGAUGUACAAAACCAAAAUCGAAAAUUGAGGCACAUGCGCUAA